AUGGUUGUGGACCUUCUUCUUCUUCUUCUUCUUCCUUCAUUGCAGUUACCAACUGAUGCUGUCGACGUUGGCACCCUAAUGUUCCAUUUCAUCAGCAACAAACCCAUUCUCCAUCUUCAACUUCCCUUCACCAAAUCCAUUCACCUCACGACUCCACUCUUCUCCAACCUUCCACAACAAUCCAAACUACCCCAACCGCAACUACUCCACCAAAUCACGCGCCUCCUCCUCCUCCGCCGCCCCCACGCCCUCCACCGCCUCUCUUUUAAAUUCUCCGAUCACCUCACCGAUGCCCUCCUCCGCCGCCUCCGCCUCCACCCCGCCGCUUCCCUCGCCUUCUUCAAUAUCGCCUCCCAACACCCUCACUACCGCCCCCACCCCACCUCCUACUGCCUCCUCGUCCACAUUCUCGCACGUGCCAAAAUGUUUCCCGAAACGCGGUCGUUUCUGCGCCAACUCGUUUCCCUCCACUGCACCAACAACUACCGCGCAUUCGCCGUUUGGAACGAUGUCGUUAGCGUUUACAACGAGUUUGGGUUCUCUCCAACUGUCUUCGACAUGGUCCUUAAGGCUUUCGCGGAGAAAGGCAUGACGCGGCACGCGCUUCACGUGUUCGAUGAAAUGCGAAGGCUUGGUAGGAGCCCGAGUUUGAGGUCUUGCAAUUGCUUGUUAGCGAAGUUGGUUAGUGUUGGCGAAGGAAGUACUGCAUUGAUGGUUUUUGAGCAAAUUGUGAAGGUUGGGAUUGUGCCUGAUGUGUAUAUGGGUAGCAUUGUCGUGAAUGCGCAUUGCCGGGAGGGGAGUGUAGAUGGUGCUGUAGGGUUUGUGGAAAAGAUGGAUAGAAUGGGGUUUGAGAUUAAUGUUGUGACUUACAAUGCUUUGAUUAAUGGGUUUGUUUCUAAGGGUGAUGUGGAAGCGGCUGAGAGGGUGUUGGAUUUGAUGUUGCGCAAAGGGGUCUCGAUGAAUGUUGUUACUUGGACUUUGUUGAUGAAAGGGUACUGCAGGCAGGGAAGGGUGGAUGAGGCCGAGAGGUUGCUUCUUCGAGUGGAGAAUGAUACGGAGAUGGUUGUGGAUGAACGUGUGUAUGGCGUGCUGGUUGAUGGAUAUUGUCAGGUGGGGAAGAUGGGUGAUGCUGUUAGGAUUCGGGAUGAGAUGGUGAGGGUGGGGUUGAAGAUGAAUGUGUUUCUUUGUAAUUCAUUGGUUAAUGGGUAUUGUAAGCAUGGUUGGGUUUAUGAGGCUGAGCAGGUGUUUAGGGAGAUGGUGGCUUGGGAUGUGAGGCCGGAUUGUUAUAGCUAUAAUACGCUGUUGGAUGGGUACUGCAGAGAAGGGCAGAUGAACAAAGCUUUUAUGCUUUGUGAGGAAAUGUUAAGGGAAGGUAUUGAUCCGUCAGUUGUGACGUAUAAUACUGUUCUCAAGGGAUUAGUUGACGUGGGUUCCUAUGCUGAUGCUUUGUGUCUUUGGCAUUUGAUGGUGGAGCGAGGUGUGGCUCCUAAUGAGGUCAGCUAUUGUACUCUGCUUGAUUGCUUUUAUAAAAUGGGAGAUUAUGAUAGGGUUAUGAUGCUUUGGAAGGAAAUUUUAGGCCGUGGUUUUACUAAGAGUGCCGUUACAUUCAAUACAAUGAUCAGUGGGUUGUGUAAGAUGGGGAAAAUGGUGGAAGCGGAGGCUGUUUUUGAUAGGAUGAAGGAACUUGGAUGCCCGCCAGAUGAAAUAACAUAUAGGACUUUGUGUGACGGAUAUUGUAAAAAUGGCAGUGUUCUUGAAGCUUUUAGAAUUAAAGAUGUGAUGGAAAGACAAGCAAUUUCUCCUUCCAUUGAAAUGUACAAUUCCCUAAUUAAUGGACUUUUUAAAUCUAGGAAGUCAUCUGAUGUCGUUGAUCUUCUUGCUGAGAUGCAAACAAGAGGAUUAUCACUGAAUUCUGUUUCCUAUGGGACACUUAUUUCUGGUUGGUGCAAUGAAGAGAAGCUGGACAAGGCAUUUACCUUAUAUUUUGAAAUGAUUCAAAAAGGGUUUACUCCUAAUUCAGUAAUCUGUAGCAAAAUAGCCAGCAGUCUUUAUAAGGAUGAUAGAAUCAAUGAAGCAACUGGGAUCCUAGACAAGAUGGUGGAUUUUGAUCUUUUUACAGUUCAUAAAUGUUCUGAUACGUAUGUGAAAAAUGAUGUCAUAAGCCUAGAAGCUCAGAGAAUUGCCGAUUCUCUUGAUAAUAGUGCUUUAUGUAAUUCUCGUCCUAACAAUAUUGUCUACAACAUAGCUAUCUAUGGUCUUUGCAAGUCUGGGAAGAUUGAUGAAGCAAGGAGUGUUCCGUCAAUUUUGUUGUCUAGAGGUUUUCUCCCAGAUAAUUUCACGUAUGGUGCCUUAAUUCAUGGCUGUUCAGCUGCGGGUGACGUGGAUGGUGCUUUCAACUUAAGGAAUGAGAUGCUGGAGAGAGGUCUUGUCCCAAAUAUUACUAUAUAUAAUGCAUUAAUAAAUGGCUUAUGCAAAUUAGGAAAUAUGGAUCGAGCAAAGAGACUUUUCCAUAAACUUCACCAAAAGGGUUUAGUUCCUAAUGCUGUUACCUAUAAUAUAAUAAUCAGUGGUUACUGUAGAAUUGGUGAUCUUAAUGAAGCCUCUAAAUUGAGAGAGAAGAUGAUAGAAGAAGGGAUUUCUUCAACCCACACUUUGCCUUGA
Molecule: messenger RNA, 2661 nt
Organism: Abrus precatorius (Indian licorice)
Lineage: Eukaryota; Viridiplantae; Streptophyta; Magnoliopsida; Fabales; Fabaceae
Product: putative pentatricopeptide repeat-containing protein At1g19290
Exons: 2
Coding region: 1-2661 (886 amino acids)
Molecular function (GO): protein binding
Source: RefSeq, a predicted model, not a curated record